Selaginella moellendorffii is the source of this 1590-nucleotide messenger RNA. Its product is annotated as linamarin synthase 1. Bases 18 to 869 code for a protein of 283 amino acids. Gene Ontology annotation, molecular function: UDP-glycosyltransferase activity. Lineage: Eukaryota; Viridiplantae; Streptophyta; Lycopodiopsida; Selaginellales; Selaginellaceae. The record is from RefSeq and is a predicted model, not a curated record. The transcript has 2 exons.
GGCCAGGGUCGGUGGCCAUGGUUGCGCGAGAAAUUUUUCUGAUGUUUGCUCCCGGCCAAUGGGAGGCGGCCAAGCCGCGUGGGGCGGGAGAAGAAGGCACAGCGACACGUGUGCCAGUGGUGUCCUGCCCCCGUGCCCGUUCUUCUGAAUGCCUCGACUGGCUCGACACGCAGGAGCCAGACUCAGUCCUCUAUGUCGCAUUCGGCAGCAUAGCGAAGCUUUCGCAGGAGGAAUUCGAGGAGCUCGCGCUCGGUUUGGAGGCGAGCAAGGUGCCGUUCUUGCUCACAGUCAGGCCGCCCCAGUUCGUGGACGAGGGCGACACGACAGUCCUGGUGAAGAACAGUGACUUCUACAAGAACUUCGUCGAGCGGACCAAGGGACGAGGCCUGGUGGUUUCAUGGGCGCCGCAGAGAGAAGUUCUGGCGCACAGGGCACUGGCUGGAUUCGUGAGCCACUGCGGAUGGAACUCGGUCCUGGAGAGCGUCUCCAGCGGCGUGCCGAUCAUCUGCUGGCCUCGGAUAUACGAGCAGGGGCUCAACCGCAAGAUCAUGGCGGAGAGGUGCCGCAUCGGGGUGGAAGUUUCGGAUGGGAGGAGCUCCGACGCGUUUGUGAAGCGGGAGGAGAUUGCUGAGGCCAUUGCGAGGAUCUUUAGCGACAAAGCUCGAAAGGCGAGAGCGAGGGAAUUCAGGGACGCGGCGAAAAAGGCAGCGGCGUCGGGUGGUGGCUCUCGGAAUAACCUGAUGCUGUUCACAGACUUGCUGAUGUUUGCUCCCGGCCAAUGGGAGGCAGCCAAGCCGCGUGGGGCGGGAGAAGAAGGCACAGCGACACGUGUGCCAGUGGUGUCCUGCCCCCGUGCCCGUUCUUCUUAGCUCGCCCUGGAUGCCCUGCCGCAAUUGACCUAACGCUUGCUUGCUGGAUCAGUGGCAAUCGCAGCAAUUGCGCUUCUUCCCGCAAAGUGGCAGAGCUGAAGCCAGCGCCAGCCUUCACAGCCAGAACCAUCAGAUGUGAGAGAGAACAAGCCCAAGGUGAGUUCUCUAACUUGCAAACCCCACCCACCUCUCACAGUUGCUCACCACACCCUGGAAAAGGUGUGCCAGUCCUGUGUCUAGGUUUUAUUGGUUGCUAGAUUAGUCUCUUUUGUUUACAGAUUAAGGUGUGUACGGAUUGUGCUCUCAUUGUAUAGUCUUCGUUUUUAUUUUUUUUAAAUUUUUUUUCCAGUGUAAGAAGAAGGCGAGUUCUGGCUUUUACUUAGAAUCUCUGAAAAUUUUAAGAUAAGUGCUUUGACACUAGAUAGGUUGUUUCAUCUCAUUUAUCAUCCCUAGCAAAUAUGCCUCGGCUUCGCGAAGUAUUAAGAGGCAUACGUCACCAUUUGCCUCCAACUAUUGACACUAGCACAUAUAAUCAUAUUCACAACAACCUUGCAUAUGGUAAUGAAGAAACUAAUCUAGACCUUGAACAUGCUAAUGCAAAAAUUACUUCAAAUCUUGACAAUGCUAAUACAAACAUAGCAUAUGCUGAUGAAGGCCAUACAAAUAUAAACCUUGAAAAUGCUAAUGAAACUAAUACAAAUACAUGUAAUCAUCACAGUUA